GUUUUGGCAGCGUGAAACGUCAAACGGUGUUCGAGUGACGCGACGUGCGGUUCGUACUACUCCGCAGUUAACUGAAAUUAUAAAAGUUUAUUAAAAAAUUGCAUUUUGCUGGUUUUUAGCAAAAAAAAAAGGAAAUCAUUGUGAAGGAACGGGUGAAGUUUGUUGCAUAAUUUAUAUACCAUAUGCUGUAUCGAACAGAGAAUAUUCCUCCUGAGAUACUGCUGAUAAACGUGUAUUUGAAUACAAAUUUGAAAUGCCAAGAUCGUCAUAAAACAUUAUAAUUAAUUCCUUAACGAAUUACUUUUAAUGUUUCAUUGCAACAUUCAAAAGCAACUGAUAAAUGAACAUCGCUAAGAUUAAAACGAGCAAUAAUAAAGAUAAUCAACAGGCGAUGGAAUGCAUACAGUUUAUUGAUGGAAAUGAGUACACGGACGAUGACGUAAUGUCGUCCAGCAACAAAAGCGUGGAUGAAGUUAUAAAUGAUGCAUUAUUAGAAAAACUUUGUUCUUUUGCACUCAAGCCUCAAGAAAAUGAUGAUACUAUUAAAUCCAUUUUGUUAAAAAUUAUGACGCGUGUGACCUCCUCAGAUCGUUACACGCGUGAAAGAGCAUUGGAGAAACUCUGGCGUAAAAAUUUUAGUAACGCAGAGACUUUCGUCACACUCCUCGAGAAUUGCAGUAUAAUCCAGCAGAAACGUGAACGGACAAAUGACAUAAGUAUAGGACAGAUCAAUCGCAGACCUGCGGAUGAUUAUCAAGUGACCUAUGACAGAUCUUAAAUUCAUUCUUCCUAUAUGAAUUCCCCAAUAAAGAAAAGGCCCCGGCCGGGUUGAAACAAGGCACCUCUAAUAACGGAAACCUAGUUAGCUAGGACCCAGCUUCGCGCGCACGAAUACGUCCAAUCACUAUACAACAUCGUGAUUGGCUUUUUCCGUGGCAUGGAAACCGAAAGGGGCUGAAACUAGGCACUCGCUAGUACUCCAAGAGUUAAUAAUCUAAUUGUAAGUUCAGUUCAGAUAAUUCCUUGUUAUAGUGACAGAUUCUUUGAUUGGGCCUCAUCAAUGUCCAGAACAGAAUUUGUGUGUUUAUUUACUGUGAAUAUAAUGGACCGUAAAAGAAUUCGAACCGGUUCAAUGUGUGUGCGAAACUUGUAAAUAUUCUAGCAAUGCUUAGAUAUAACAUUUGAGCUCGUGCUUGUGAAACGCAUAGUCUAAUGGCAGAAGUCAACAGACAUACACUUUUUUGAUAUAUUGUAAUAUAAAAUAUUUCAAUAUAACAUUUGGUACAAUGAUUUAAAAAUCAAGUUUUUUUUUCUAAAUCUUAACAUAGAUAAAAGAAUUACAUUUUCAAAAUAAUUUUGCAGAACGUACCAUAUUUAUAGACUGUGACGUGGCAUUUUCGGUAAUGCACGUCAUAAGGUUAUUGUCGAAGGAAGUUGGAGUACGGGCUGAAUUUACAGCCCGCUAUGAAAUAGGCGUCCACUGGCGAAGGUCGGGAGAUCACCGAGAAAAAUAAGAUCUGUAAAUUAAUUAUGUUUAAUUUUAACUUGUACCUACAAAUGAGCGUAUACUCAUCGACACGGAGAACUAUGAAGAUGGCUAUGACUGCGUGGGAUGACAUUAUCGGCCCCAUCGGGUUGUUAUACGGACCGUUCGACCAAGCCACCACUGCUGGAGCCCGCCAAAGUCAAACGACUCAACUCUCAUCGCCAAUAUCCCAGCCGCCACCAGCACCAGGAAUGCCUGUGAAGGGGUUAUUGUCUUACCUGUCCGCACGCCAAGAAACUCCUGCUGCCUCUACCGAUGUGCUCCUGCUAACUGACAUCGGGAUGCGAGUCCGGACUACUUGCAGGUGAACCUGCUUCUGCCGGGAAGAAUCCUCGAAAUACCCGGGUAAAGGGUCAGCUUGUCUCCCAUCCUAGGAAAAUCUUAUGUCCCGUGGGCGCGAUAGGGCUUCCUCCGAAGACGUGUAGCAAGACGCCGGUCAGGGACCUGCAAGGCACAAGAAGCUGUCAUUCAGAGAAACAUCCAAAUACAAAAUACGGAGCAGAGGAAAUGGCCCACCAACCUACAGGAAAGCUGCAUACAUUACUGGUGGCCGUCAGUCAGCCAGAUUACCUGCACGGGUAAACUCCUGUUAACUACAGAAAUUCGCAGUAACAGGACACCAUCCCGGAACAUCCCCAUCCUGGAACACGAAAUACACUUCGCGGUGAACACAUCUUCAAAGCCUCACAAUAACAAUAUGCGGAUGGCGGCAUGAUAGCGCAGAAGACGCCAGUACCGCCCUACGUCGGAGCGCUAGCGAAUUAAUAUUACUGAGAGGCUUGCGCGGAGGAUGCGCUCGCAACUGCUCCAACGUUUAAGCUACCUGAUAGGGUUCAUAAUCCUAGAUCCUGGUGACCUAUGAUCAAUAAGCACCUAGAAUUGGCGGAAGUAAACGCGAUGAGUAAUUGACCAAUUAUAAUAGGCAGUUAAAGACUCGGGUACCGGAAUCAUCCUCUUUCUUUGUGAACCUUCCUACCAAGUGGACGCAUUUUUCACUAUUUCAGAAACAAGCCAACCGAAAUGGAUGGAUGCACAAGCAUCCAUCGAAGAGAUUCGCCGCCGAGUUAAUAAUUUAUACAUACUAGUCCACGAGUGAAGUGUGAGUUUUUAAUAGUGGUGGUUUCCCCGAUUAUGGCGAAGAGCCUGUUUUGAAUCGUCCGUUAGUUCUCUUUUAUUUUAUGCGUUUAUUGAUUUUUAAUUUAGUAUACUUGACCGGAUAUUUCCGUGAGUGUAACGUAACUUUCUUUGGUUCACUGAAUCGCGGUGUGUAGGAAUUCCUCGUAGGGGCUGUAAUAAGAAUGGCUACCUGGAAUAGCAUAAAUCCCGUCGCGGAUACCUGAGUCUUAGUGACUUCUGAAAUUCGCGAGGAUAGGAGCCAGUGGGCAUAUGGUGAAUCAGCUACCUAGGGUAGCGUAACUUUCAUUACAAAUAGAAGCCAACCCGAGUGUCUACCACGCGAUUUCGAGUCGUAUAUUAAUUCUCAUUAUUUUCUGUAUUUUUCAUUGUUAUAUUAUUUCACCGUGAUUUUAUAUCUUGACGACUUUUUAACCUUUCUGUUUCAACUACUGAUCUUAUUGUAUUAAAUAUGUUAUUGUAUGAGUUUGAGAUUUUAGGCUUUCGUGACCAAUAUUAUCAUUAAUACUCAUGAUUUUCGGAUGGAAGCCGCGUCUGUGUUCAGCUUUGUGCCGACGUUUCGCAAACAUUUCAAUUUGCAUCAUCAGGGCUAGGAGGUUCCGAUACUGAAGCUCCCUCUUGUCAGGAAGUCUUAUUACACCUAUGAUUGCUCAUGCGGAUCAGUGCUUCAGCCGAUCACAAGUUGUUUAGCUGAUCAGUUAAAAAAAAAACCUAAACUCACUUCCCUGCUCCUGUGGAAAAAUGUACAUAGGUGACAUCGGGAAGAAGAUCAGUACUCGGGUCAAAGAAUAUCAACGGUGUACCAAAUACGGUAAUUUUUCUCAAUCUGCCCCAGCUGAUCAUGGGAUGAGCACAAGAGAGACGACAGAAAUGCUAGCUAGUAAGGGUUACUUCACCCGAAAACACCGCGACGGUCUAGAGAUAUUGAAACAUCCAAAUAACCUUAAUAAGGAUCGGGGAUACCAAGUAAACCCCAUUUGGCAGACUGUCCUCCCGGUUUUUUAAUUGAUCAGCUGAAAUCAGCUGUUCUUGAAAUAUACGUUUCUAAGAAAAUGCAAAAAAAAUUUAUUUUUUUUACCCAAUUAAUAGGGUUCUUCCCAUAAGCAUUUAUGUUUUACUGAAAGGGCAAUUACCUAUUGUUGGAUAUUUUUUCGGUGAACACGCUUUUCAACUUUCCGCAGCCCGUAUUUUUCUUCGGGAUUCUGAUCUUGCCAUGUGAAUAUCAGGACCAUCUUGACCGGCUUUACAUGGAUGGAUACGUUGAUUAAUUAAACUCUGCUAGGAUUUUUUUUCCACCGUCAACUAUCUGUUUUACCGACGCAUUUAAUGAGACUAGAACGUGAUGCAUCUCGUGGGCAACAUUCACCGUUCUCUUUCUCAAAUUCGUUCGUUGAAAUCGAUGUUUCUGUUUGAUAUUGUAUUUGCCGAUCUGGAACAUGAGGCAUCUCGCAAAUAAUGCUCACUGCUACCAUCGUCGGACCUAUUUGCUGCGUGCUGCCUUUCUCACCUGAUUGAGGUUCAAUGUUUUCAAUUAAAAUAUGACGUUCGCCUGGUUUUACCAGUGACAUCUACAGUAUUUUCUUUGUCGAUCGCGAACUUUCUCGUCAAACUUCCCAAGCAUGAAGAAUAGACUGUAAGGAGGCCGAUCUUUGGGUUCUGAAAGCAUGCCUGAACUUCGGGAUUUGUAUCGAUACCUCUCACGAUCAACAGAGGCAUUCCACUCGCAUGUCUGUGUACUGUGACGUGAUUCUCCCGAAUCGCGCCACAAAAAUUAAUAAAUUUUCUUGUCCGCUCAACCUAGGCUCCGCACGACAAUCCACUAGCGAAAUUCCGUCUGCGACAUUACUCUUAAGUUCUCCGUUUGUGUACGUCUACUAUCGUUCUUGAUAUCAGUUCCGAUUACGUUUUCUAAGACUAAUUAAUCUUUUGUUUUUGUUACGAUAUACUCCAUCUCGACUCUCGAGUCUGUCGACUACGACAUAAGGGCGUGAGGACAGGACAGCCACAUUGGAGAUUUUAGAGUAUUUUAUGGCGAUUCCGUUUGGCUGUUGAUGCCGAUUUUGAGACUUUUGACGUAAAGGACAACCUUGGAGAGAUCAGCGCGCCGCUCCCACCGACCAAGAGAUGCCCGCCGGUUCCGUCGACCGGGAUGUCGCUGGGAUCCUGCUGCUGCCAUGACGCCAAAGAAGCCCUGGAGCACCCGGGAGGGGACUCCGCCGUUUCCGUCGGCCGGCGAGGGCUGCCCUCUGGGCCUAUUCACCGCCGAUACGGUCAGCAGGGAGACGAGGCUUUCCUCCCUGGCCCGCCUAAGGCUGAUCGCCCACGUCAACGCCUUCGUCCGGCCGAGAAGCCGCCGACCUUCCUUACUCGCCAGGCCCAGAGUACUUCGAGGGCCGUGCCGUCAGGAUCGCCGUUCGUCUCUUCUCGGCCGUUUCCGCCGCUGCGCGUCGACGCUUGGGAGAGCUCGGCUACCCUCGUCAACAUUCGUCCCGUUCCGAUGCCGUCCCGCCUCAUGUGCCCGCGUGGCGACAAUCGUGAUCGAUAAUUCAUUGUCGUGCGAAAUCUGAGAGCAAAUCUACGUGUGGAAAAAUCGGAGAUCGAGAAACAAAGAGAGCUAGAGAGAGAAAGAGAGAGAGAAAGAGAUAAAGACGAAUAUUGCCUUGAGGGUCUAUUGGACCAAGCGUUAUGCUUUAAUUUUCUAUUUUGUGGUGAGAUCUUUCACUUUCCUUAAAGUUUUCUGAUCUUUGUGUAUUGAAGAUUAUAGACACGUGCACGGCUAAACCGUCCGUUUAGCCGGUGACGAAGUUUCCUUGCCGUUAUCGGGCGAAUGUCUUUCCGCCUAGUAUCCUAUAAAGGACGAUAGUGCCGUUAUUAUUUAUAUUUUUGAGUUUCCGAUUUUGCGCUUUUCCUAAAUAAGUUUGUGAUUGCUAUUCAUUUGUAACUACAGAAUUUCUGGAAUCUUCGCCUAGUGUGCACGUGGGAAUUUGUCUGCCAGAGUGUUUGACCUCGGAUUAACCGGCUUAGUUGUUUUAUAGCCAGAUUCUCGCGCGGCCGAUUGUAUCAUUUUGUCAAUUAUUCUAAGAUAUCGUUUACCGACAUAUUAUUGUUCUCUUUUCUGCAAAUGUAUUGUGAGACUUCCGAACCCUAAGUUCUGUUAAAGUUAGGGGCGAGCCCACGCCGUUUUUGCUUUACUUAAUCGGAAUCGUAGUGUUUCGCCUAUUUUCCUCUUUCAAAGUGAAAUAAGUUAAACGAAAUUCUUUUCUUGUUUUUGCUAAUCUUUCGUGGCCUUUGCUGAAGUGUGAUUCCGAAUUUCAUAUUUCUACUUUUGUAUGCGAUAUCUUCCGUUCUGAUUUCUGUGAUUUAUUGAGGAUGUACUGUAUCUGAUUAUCGUUGCCGAACGUUAUAAUGAAUCAUUGUAAUUUCGUCUUUAUAUUCUCGAUGGAACAUUGGUGAAUUUUGCGUAUCGCACACGUCCUUUCGACGUCGCGCGCUGGCCGCCCUCCGAGGCAACUUUGCUUGUUGACGUUUCUCGACGUCGCGCCUUCGGCCAAUUUCAAACUUGUACUACCCGUUCCGAGAACGUCUUUCCGCUGCAACGAUAAUGAAAUACUCGUUAUAAUAUUCUAUAUUUUUCUGACUGUGAUAUUUUUCCUGUGCCAUAUCUUGUAUUAAUUUAUUGUGAUUUUUCUAAUUAUUGUGCUACUUUUCGUGUCCGCGAUUUUCGAACUGGUGUUAGCGAACCCGCGUGUAUUAUCCUGUGUUGGGUUCCUUCGUAGUUAUAAUUUCUUUUGCGUGACUCUUUCGUAUUACUGUUGCCGACCGCGGUUAUAAUUUCGCGCGUGCGAGAAUUGGAACCGCGCUGUCCGUUCCGCUGCCGUUCCUCUGCCGUUCCUUGAGUUCCGAUUUUUUUCAUUAUCGUUAUUUGAUUAUUUGAUUUUAGAAAGAAUUUGUUAGUUUAGUUCGACUAAUUCGAUUAUUCCGACCAUAUCCUCUUCCGCGCCUACCGUUUCUAGAAAUAUCGAGCCCGCGUGCCCGCGUCUUAAUCGCGUGCGCACUCACGCGUAGCGCCGUCGGCCGUGAGUUUCCGAGAAGUAUAAUGCGCCUAUAAGUUUCGAAAUUCUAUGUAGUGCUUCUUAUUUCGUUUGCAUUGUAUAGCUUCCAAUUUUGGGAUACCGAUCCUUGUGAAUUAAUUUUAAGACUUUUGUGAAACUAUGCUUGGCUUUCGCUCGCCUUAUCAGUAAUGCCAGAAUUAUUGCUUUUGUACCUUUACUAUUGAGUUCCUCGAUUGUUUGGAUUUUGUCUCUGCUUAAUACAGCUCUGGUGCGUUAACUAUU
Molecule: messenger RNA, 7014 nt
Organism: Cephus cinctus (wheat stem sawfly)
Lineage: Eukaryota; Metazoa; Arthropoda; Insecta; Hymenoptera; Cephidae
Exons: 6
Coding region: 341-778 (145 amino acids)
Source: RefSeq, a predicted model, not a curated record